Molecule: messenger RNA, 939 nt
Organism: Triticum turgidum subsp. durum (durum wheat)
Lineage: Eukaryota; Viridiplantae; Streptophyta; Magnoliopsida; Poales; Poaceae
Source: the annotation of a GenBank genome assembly
AUGGCCUCGAUGAUACUGCUCGGCGCCGUUAUAAUCCUGUUGAACCUCGCAUCUAUGUCAUUGGCGCAACCUAAGCACAGAUGCAGAACACAUUGCGGUGACAUUGAGAUUCCCUACCCAUGUGGCAUUGCUAUUGGUUGUGCCAUCGAACAAAGGUUCGAGGUCAACUGCAGCAGGACUGUUGAUGGAAUUGAGAGGCCAUUCAUUCAUGAACAGGAGGUUCUAAACAUCUCAGCAUCCCGGGGUCAAUCCAGAGUUUUAAUGACCAUCCCAUCAUAUUGCUACAAUUCUAGUACAGCAAAAAUGGAUUUGCGCCCUUGGGAUUUUUACUUAGCAUGGCCAUAUCGGUUCUUGGACGUGCAGAACAAGUCCAUAAGCAUUGGUUGCAACUCAAUGGGAUACAUUUACACAGGCAAAUCAAGGUAUGUAGCAGGGUGUAUAUCGGUGUGUUGCAGCCCGGACGAACUGGCAAAUGGCUCGUGCAUCGGCAUAGGCUGCUGCCAAAACACCAUUACCAUGGGAUUAACAAGCUACCAUGCCGUAUUCUAUGAUGUCGACUACCUCAACAGUACGACUAGUUGGCACUUCAACCCAUGCGGCUACUCCAUGGUGGUGGAAGCGGAGAAUUUUGUUUUCAACUCAGUAUAUAACCACGACAAGGGCAUCGUUUUGGAGUUUGCUCCAAUUGAAGGGAGCAGCAACGCCGACAGCGCAUGCCCGGUGGUGCAACUGCUGAUGAAAAUCGCGCCGACUAUGGUCAUGGCGGACAUUGGCGACGUCUUUGAUGUCGUUUCCUUGUCGGGGCAUCGUCGUUGCAGUUUGCGUGACCAGGUUCGGGAUGCUCUGGGGGAAACCCUAGAGUUGGGUCUCCCGGAUCGGAUGAUGACGGCGUUCUCAGUAUCGCUUCUCCUCCUGGGGGCAUCGUUUUGGAGCAAGUGA